AUGGAUGGUGAGUUCUUAUUGAUGGGCUGGUGUGUUUGCGGGAUUAGUUCUCUGCUCCGUGGGCUUGUAGCCAAUAGACACCACGUGGAAAGCAAACAAGAAGCCACGUCCAAAUUCUUGUUAUCUGAAGUAACCAGAAAACUGAACGAUUCGAAUCCACUCGGUGAAGUUUCUCUUGCAUUUUCCUUCGUCUUCUUAGUCAGCUUUCUCCCCUCUGAGAGAAUUCAAGAGAAACAAACCCAAUGGUUUGAUCGACGAAACUCUCGUUUCUUGGAAAUGGGUUUGUGGGAUUCCUUCCUCAAUUGGCUCCGGAGCUUAUUCUUUAAACAGGAAAUGGAGCUUUCCCUCAUCGGCCUGCAGAACGCAGGAAAGACAUCUCUUGUUAAUGCCAUUGCUGCAGGAGGCUUCAGUGAGGACAGGAUUCCAACUGUGGGAUUUAACAUGCGAAAAGUCACAAAAGGGAAGGUUACAAUUAAGCUCUGGGACCUUGGAGGGCAACAGAGGUUUCGUACCAUGUGGGAACGUUACUGUCGUGGGGUCGCUGCAAUACUAUAUGUAGUAGAUGCUGCUGAUAGGGAUGGUGUUCCAAUAUCUCGAGUUGAGCUACAUGACCUCUUAGAGAAACCUUCACUGACCGGAAUUCCUUUGCUUGUUCUCGGUAACAAAAUUGACAGGUCAGAAGCUCUUUCCAAGCAGGCACUAGUCGAUCAGUUAGGUCUUAACUCAAUCACAGAGAGAGAAGUUUGCUGCUACAUGAUCUCCUGCAAAGAAUCUGUAAACAUAGAUGUUGUCAUUGAUUGGCUCAUCAAACACUCAAGAACAACGUAA
Molecule: messenger RNA, 828 nt
Organism: Ilex paraguariensis (yerba mate)
Lineage: Eukaryota; Viridiplantae; Streptophyta; Magnoliopsida; Aquifoliales; Aquifoliaceae
Source: the annotation of a GenBank genome assembly